Chelmon rostratus (copperband butterflyfish) is the source of this 2235-nucleotide messenger RNA. Its product is annotated as DNA topoisomerase I, mitochondrial. Gene Ontology annotation, molecular function: DNA binding; DNA topoisomerase type I (single strand cut, ATP-independent) activity. Gene Ontology annotation, cellular component: nucleolus; chromosome. Lineage: Eukaryota; Metazoa; Chordata; Actinopteri; Chaetodontiformes; Chaetodontidae. The record is from RefSeq and is a predicted model, not a curated record. The coding region runs from base 1 to 2235 and encodes 744 amino acids. The transcript has 19 exons. Gene Ontology annotation, biological process: DNA topological change; chromosome segregation; DNA replication.
AUGGGAAGAGAGAAGGAUGCGAAAAGAGAAGGGAAGGCCAAGCACAAAGCGAAGCUGAAAAAGCUGAGCGAUUGUGAAAGUGCUGGUGCGGGGGGAGACGCGAUCAAGAACAGUGCGAAGUCAACUAAAUCUACAGAGAAAACUGUUAAUGGAAACUCUCAUAAGAAGGUCAAGACACCUAAGACGGACCCCCUGGAGUCAGCCGGCAGUCCCAGUGAUGAAAUGGUGAAAGAGGAGCCAAUGGAUGAUGACUUUACUGCAAACAAGAAAGGGUUGAAAAGGAAAAGAAUUAAGGAUGAGCCCAUGGAAGGCCCUUCACAUUCCACUGUUACACCUUCCUCAAAGAAAAAAAAGAAGCAACAUGGGACAGAGGAUGAAAGCAACAGAGAAGCUCAGAAAAAGAAGAGACAAGAAAAGACGGUAAAGAAAGAGGAAGGAGAGCAUCCCAUCUCUAAAAAACCCAAGAGGACAAAGGAGGAGAUUGAGGAGGCAAGACAGUUGAAGAUCAAAAAGAAGGAGGAGGAGGAGCAGAAUCGCUGGAGAUGGUGGGAGGAAGAGAAGUAUGAAGAUGGGGUGAAAUGGAGGUUCCUCGAACACAAUGGACCCUACUUCCCUCCUGACUACCAGCCUGUGCCAGACAACGUUCACUUCUACUAUGAUGGUAAGAAGGUGAAGCUGAGUCUUGCAGCUGAGGAAGUGGCGUUGUUCUUUGCCCAGAUGUUGGACCAUGAAUACACAACCAAGAAGGUGUUUCGAGAGAACUUCUUUAAAGACUGGAGGAAGGAAAUGACCCAUGAAGAGAGGUCACUGAUUCAAGAACUUGACAAAUGUGACUUUGGAGAGAUCCAUGCUAUGCAUAAAGCCAAGGUGGAGGCCAGGAAAAACAUGACCAAGGAGGAGAAACUGGCUUUGAAAGAGGCCAACCAGAAGAUAGUGGAUGAGUAUGGCUACUGUCUACUUGACCACCACAAAGAGCGCAUUGGCAAUUUUAAGAUUGAGCCUCCAGGGCUGUUUCGGGGUAGAGGCGAGCAUCCCAAACAGGGCAUGCUGAAGAAAAGGAUCCAGCCAGAGGAUGUCGUCAUCAACUGCAGCAAAGAAGCCCGUAUCCCUGUGCCGCCUGCUGGUCACCACUGGAAGGAGGUUCGACAUGACAACACCGUGACUUGGCUGGCCAGCUGGACUGAGAACAUCCAAGGCUCCAUUAAAUACAUCAUGCUCAAUGCCAACUCAAAACUUAAGGGAGAGAAGGACUGGGAGAAAUAUGAGGUUGCUCGGAAACUGAAGUUGUGCGUGGACGACAUCCGUAACCAGUACCUCCGGGAUCUCAAAUCUAAAGAGAUGAGCACGCGGCAAAGGGCUGUGGCCCUCUACUUCAUAGACAAGCUGGCACUGAGAGCUGGCAAUGAGAAGGAGGAGGGAGAGACGGCUGACACUGUGGGCUGCUGCUCGCUCCGCGUCGAACACAUCACCCUCCAUGAGCAACUGGAAGGCAGCGAGUGUGUGGUGGAAUUUGACUUCCUGGGUAAAGACUGCAUUCGCUACUACAACAAGGUCCCCGUCAUCAGGAAGGUUUUUAAGAAUCUUAAACUGUUCCUGGAGAACAAGCAGCCUGGAGAUGACCUCUUUGACCGCCUAAAUACAAACAUGUUGAACAAGCACCUGAGUUCUCUAAUGUCAGGUCUGACUGCGAAGGUCUUCAGGACAUAUAACGCCUCCAUCACUUUACAGCAGCAGCUCAAAGAGCUCACAAACAAGUUGGACAGUAUGGCAGAGAAACUGCUGUCCUACAACAGGGCCAACAGAGCAGUUGCUAUUCUGUGUAACCACCAGCGGGCGCCACCAAAGACCUUUGAUCAGUCUAUGGCCAACCUUCAGGCCAAGAUUGAUGCUCGAAAGGAACAGCUGGCGCAAGCAAAGAUGGAGCUGAAACAGGCCAAGAAGGAGACCAAGACCAAAGGCAGCUCAGACCCCAAGCUGCAGAUGCUGGUGAAGCGGAAGAAGGCGGCAGUGAUUCGCUGUGAGGAGCAGCUACUGAAGAUGGAGGUCCAGGCAACUGACAGAGAAGAAAACAAACAGAUUGCGCUGGGUACCUCCAAGCUCAACUACCUGGACCCACGCAUUAGCGUGGCUUGGUGUAAGAACAUGGAUGUACUCGUAGACAAAAUCUACAAUAAGAGCCAAAGGGACAAGUUCGCCUGGGCCAUCGACAUGACGGAGGCAGACUUUGAGUUUUAA